Messenger RNA from Leptopilina heterotoma, 1585 nucleotides. RefSeq names its product synaptic vesicle glycoprotein 2C-like. Gene Ontology annotation, biological process: transmembrane transport. Gene Ontology annotation, molecular function: transmembrane transporter activity. The record is from RefSeq and is a predicted model, not a curated record. The transcript has 10 exons. Gene Ontology annotation, cellular component: membrane. The coding region runs from base 101 to 1513 and encodes 470 amino acids. Lineage: Eukaryota; Metazoa; Arthropoda; Insecta; Hymenoptera; Figitidae.
ACAAAUUGACGAAUCAACAGCCGAAAUUGCUAUUACCGAAACUGGUUUUGGCAAAUUUAGUUUCAAAGUAACAAUAACGUGUUAUCUAAUUUAUUUAAACAUGAGUAUGGGAGUAAUAUCCACUGGCUUUAUACUACCAGCAGCUGCUUGUGAUCUUGAAAUGAAUACCGCUGACAAAAGUUUAUUAAGCUCAGCAUUUUUCAUUGGUGCUUGUUUUAGUGCAGUGAUUAGUGGAUUUUUGGCAAAUCUGAAAGGUCGCAGAUGGACUUUACUGAUGUCAUUAUUUCUCCAAGGAUUCUCUGAUUUUUUGCAAUCAAUUUUAUCCAAUUAUUGGAUUAUUUUUGGAUUGAAAUUUUUAUCUGGUGCUGGAUCGGCUGGACAGAAUAUUGCCUUCACUUAUUUGGGCGAAUGUUUGCCAUUGAAAAAUAGGAAUUUUUUAUUAUCAAAUAUGGAGUACUUUUGGAUUUUUGGACAUGCUUUUGCAGCAGCUAUUGGACUAGCUAUCAUUCCACAACAAUUUUUCAUCAAAAAAUUGAUUUUUUCCUUUCACUCUUGGAAUCUCUAUAUUUUAAUUUGUUCAUUGCCUGCAAUUUCUCUUGGAUUUUGUUUAAUAUUUUUGCCUGAAACGCCAAAAUAUUUGGCUGAAAUGGGAUUAAGAGAGCAAUUAUUGCAAGUUCUCGUCAAUAUGUACGAACAAAAUGUUGGAAAAUCAGGAAAAUUGUAUGUGGAAAAAUUAUUGAGUAGUGGAAAUGAAAAACUUAAAGAAUUGGUACAAAAUAAUAAAGAAGAAAAAAUGGAGAAUUCGGAAAAAUUAAUUACAAGGAUAAUUAAUCAACUGAAACAAUUGAAAUUUAUUUUUAAACCGACAAUUUUAAAAACUACUUUACUCGCAUGUAUCACUGCAUUUACAGUAACAUCAACUUAUUACGUAUUUUAUCUCUGGUUGCCAGAAAUUUUUCAGAGAUUCGCAAAAUUUGAAGCUGGUAAUAAUGAAGAAUUAUCCACUUUUUGUAAAAUUUCAAGUGAUUCUUCAUCAACUGAAAAUAUACUAAAGCACGUCUGUGACACGCCAAUUGAUAAAAAAGUAUUCGUGAACAAUUUAAUAUUGUGUGCAUCUUGUUUUCCCACAAUUAUCAUAAUUACAUUGUUAGUCAAACAUUGUGGAUUAAAAAUAUUAUUAGCUUCAUGUUGCCUAUUAUGUGCGACCAUUAUUGUUGGUAUUUAUUUUUCAAAUUCAUUUCUUCAAAAUUUAAUUUUGUUAUGUAUCUAUCUAUCACUAUCAUCCACGAGCAUGACUCUUCAGUUUGCAUACUUCGUUACAAUUUUUCCUACGAAUCUCAGAUCGUCAGGUAUAAUUGUUACUAGUUUAUUUGUUCGUGCAGGAGCAAUGUUUGGCAAUUUUACUUUCAGUUUACUUAAAGAUGAAUGUCUCUAUUUUAUAUUAUUAGUAUGCUUAUUACUAAUAGUUGCUGCAGUAUCAACAAUUUCAAUUCGCGAAAGAAAAGAUUUAUAGAAAAGAAAAAUAUUGAUUAAUUGAAUUAAAAUUUAAGCUAUAAGUACUUUAUAUUAAUAUUGUUAUUACUGA